GAGUAGCUGUCCUCUUCUAUCAUCUAUCACCUUUAUUUUUAAUUUUAUCAAUUUAUUUUACACCUAAAGGGCUUUUCAAUAGCAUCAAUCUCAUGAUAAUAUAGUCAUGCAUAAUAUCGUCAAGUAGGACAAGAAAGAGACGACACAAAUUAGGAUGAGGUAGGCUGGACCAUAUACCAGUAGGCUGGACUAACUGUCCAGUUUUCGGGUUUAUUUAAGUCAAGGAAGUCAGAAAUGACAGGCCAAAAGCUGUCAAAGUUUUAGUGUCUUCCGAGUAAAGAAAGGCCUCAAACUCUCGAAGAAUAAGAAGAUACUUUCUAUAGGGACUGACAUCUCACCAAAUCGUAGAAUAUUAGCAGGGCAUUUAGUAACUUCCUCGAAAAAAAAGGCCUCUAGCAUGAAGCAUACGACCAUUUUUAUUUUUAUUUCGGACGGGAUUUUUAUUCGAAAGGACGGCCAAACCGUAUAACCUAAGCCCGUAUAAACCUACGUAAAAGUGUAAGCCUUCCACCAUGUCCCGAAUAAAUGUGUCUAUUUCAGAUAUUGAUUUCAAAAUCGGCAAAUCUCAUGUACACAACUGUUUCAACAACUUUGUAAAUGCUACUUCCGCUAACACUGUUUCUUAUCGCUUAUCGCAAACUUUAACCAACACCGACAUCAAACGUAGUUCCCCUCACCGGUUAACGCACACACAAGCGCCGGUCGUAUCGGUCACUCACCGGCCCGGCCGAGGUUCUCUUCCCGCAUCAAGGUAGCAGCACUACAUGUAAGGGAUAUUUAUGUACCCAUCCAUCGUAUCCGGGACGCGGCGGGACCAUGGGUCAGUGGUGCCCGGAGGUGAUGGGGACGAACGGGUGCGAUGUUUGUUGUCACAGUUUCCUUCGGUCGCUUAUCGCAGACCCACUCGAUUAGAUGCCGUACAGGAACGGGUGGCCCACACUCCCGCCCAUUCGGGCCCCACAUUAGUCACCGUUAGCUGCCAUCGCUGACACCGCUGCAAAGCGCGCACGAAUGUUGGUGCGAUCACGGGAGCCGUCGAAGACACCCCCCGACACUGUACGGCCCUCCGCCCUCUCCCUCCAAUAUGACGAUUUCUCUUCACAGACACACAGCAGCGGGGAAGAUAAGCGAAAAUAAUGCCCAGCAGGAAGUAUCGGGGCUCGGUGGUAGUCGUCGGGGUUUCGGUCAGUGUUGGGCAGCCGUCGAUUGCGGGUAGAUGGGUGACUACCACUUAAGGCUUAGCGUUUCAAUGUUGCAUUUCGUGAUGCUGCGAUAGUGCUUGCUGGCUGGAUGCACUUUAGCGGACUUACCGUCAUCUGCCGACUCACGCCUCGAUAGGCAGUUCCUUUCGUGUGGAGCAUCCUUCGAUCGGAUCGAUCCGAAAGGCCGCUCGCUUGCUUAGUUUACGCGUGCCUUGUAUGCGUGUGCGUGUGUGUGUGUGUCUUGGUGAAUAAAUAAAUGCUCUGCGGUACGGUGCGCUGUGUGAAGUGCGAACCUUCGCGUUGUGAUUUUAACGUACCGGACACUCGCUAGGGUGCGAUACCUGUGACGGGACAGACACGAGGUGAGCCCGUGUUGUUCCGCUAACCUACACGAGAACAUGGCCACACCAAUAUUCAACAUCGUCGUGGUGGGCGAUGGUGCGGUCGGCAAGACCUGCCUGCUACACGCCUACACGGACAAGUCGUUCAAAAACUUCUACGAACCUACGAUAUACGAUAAGGAAUCAAUUGAAAUGAUACUCGACGGGCAGAAGUACACCAUACAGCUGCACGAUACGGCCGGCCAGGAAGAGUACGACAAAAUCAGGCAACAGUUUUACAAGCGGGCCCAUUGCUUCCUCCUAUGCUACAGUAUAGACAACAGAGUUUCGUUCGAGAAUGUGUCCACAAAAUGGAUUCCCGAGAUCAAAACCGAUCCACCGGUUCCGAUUGUUCUGCUGGGCACCAAGCUGGACAAUCGAAAAGGAAGCAAUAAUGAAGUGUCCACAGGCGAGGGCGAACGACUAAAACGCUCCAUCAAUGCAAACUCGUUCGUGGAAUGCUCGGCGAAGGAUUAUCGUAAUGUGGAGCUAGCAAUCGAGGAAGGAGUGCGAGCUUGUCUGAUGGGUGUACCGGAACCGGAACCAGAUGAUAGUUGGGAUUGUCUGAGGAGCUGCAGCUGUUUUGAGUGAUUGGUAAAGUUAAGAAUGCGGUAGGGAUUAGUGCUGAGGGGGCUGCAGAUAAGAAUCCUGAUGGUAUCGUGCCAAUGAAUCCGGACGUUUACGAAUACAGGAUUACAAAUUUAAAACAUUGCUUAAUCAAACACUAGUAGAGGUUUAUCGACAUCGUUAGAACCUACUUUAGAUAUUCUACUUUUCUUCUUUUUUUAUAAGGCUUUCCCUGGAGAGUACGAUUUCAAGAUGAAUAUCACCUAGGUACAAUUGUACUUUGUUUCCAGAAUCGCACAUUACAGUUAGCGAAACUAAGGGCAGGCCGUUCCCCAUGAAUAAAACUAAUAAAUUAAAAAAAGACUAUAAUGUUCUAAAG
Messenger RNA from Anopheles stephensi (Asian malaria mosquito), 2528 nucleotides. RefSeq names its product ras-like GTP-binding protein RhoL. Gene Ontology annotation, biological process: small GTPase-mediated signal transduction. The record is from RefSeq and is a predicted model, not a curated record. Gene Ontology annotation, molecular function: GTPase activity; GTP binding. The coding region runs from base 1601 to 2173 and encodes 190 amino acids. NCBI's taxonomy places the organism in Eukaryota, Metazoa, Arthropoda, Insecta, Diptera, Culicidae. The transcript is spliced from 4 exons.